AGACCGUUCAGAGGGAUGGGCUUGUUUUCAUCUGUUUGGGAGGAGUUUGGGACUCCAUUUUUUGCUGGGGUGUAUUCCCUGUGUGUGCUGUAAGUGUUCGGUAUAUACUUCUUGCAACUUAGCUGUCACAGCAGAAGGAUUUUGUGAUUCUUUGGAGUUUAGUGCGUCAGGACACAGCGAAGCACUCCCGCCGGACCCAGAUGUCUCAGCCCAAACAGUCCACGACCACCCCAGCAGCGCCGGCCUCCAGCGUGAAGCCUGCACAAUAUGAGAAGGGGGCUGCAAAACCUGCAACCACGACUGCAAGUCCUGCAACCACCAUGGUCACUGCAGGCGCUACGUCAACAAGCACCGCUCCUAAGUCCACCUCAACCACUGUGGCUGCAGGCUCGGUGACCUCCAUUGGGCCGUCUACAGUUCCUAAAGCCAGUCCAGCAGCUGGUAAAGGCAACCUGGGUGGAUCUACUAAACCAACAACACAGAGUACUACCACUGUUUCAUCAUCCAAACUGGACCCUUCGAAGGCACCCACAACGAUCACUCCAGCCACUAACAUUUCUGCAAGCACCGGAAGCAAGGUGAAAUCGGAGGUUCCUGCGAAGACCAGCGCCCUGGUGUCCGCUGAUCCGCUCGAUGUGUUGGCUGACAGUUUGCCCGCUGCAGAGCCCGUUGCUCCUAAAGCUCCUCAGUUCACAGGGCCCCAAGUAAAGGAGACCACUUUAACCUCGCAUGACGCUCCCCGCUGCGGAGAAAGAGACGACACACUGCCGCCUGGAUACAGAAAGCAAGACAUGGAGAAAAAGAUGCCUGCUGGGGAACCAGAGAAACCAAAGACAGAUUCCAAGCCUUUAACGAUGGAUGAGGCCGUGGACUCUCUCUCAGCCGGAUUUGUAUCAUCUGCACCCAAACCUGAAACGAAAAUUGAAACUGUCGCACCUGUCAGUGCCAACAAAAACUUUGCUCCUCCUCCACCUGAUCAGAAGAAACAAGCCGUGUCCGCUCCUGCAGGUUUGUCCCCUGCACCUCCUGCUGACAAGAAAGCAAAGAUGGAGAAAACCUUUCCUGCUGUUCAGAGUGUCAAACCCAAAGCAGAAGAGCAAAAGAAAACUGCUGCUGCUGGAGUAGCAGUGAAGCCAAAGGAAACCCCCAAGGCCGGUGACAUGUCUCUGGAUGCCCUGGAUGCUUUGGGAGACACAUUGCCAACUUCAAAACCAGUUCCUAAGACCCCUGAAGUCAAACCUCAGAACAUUGUUAAAGAGAAGACUGUAAAAUCAGAGAAGGGUGUACGUGUGGGUGAGAGAGACGACACUCUGCCCCCUGAUUACAGAUUCACAGAGGACAAGAACAACCAGCAGCCACCCCCUCUGCCAAAAGAGCCCUCCAUGGAUCCAAGUGAAGCUUUGGAUAUUCUGUCAGGUGAUUUUACAGAGUCAUUCGCAGCUCCUACAGUCCAGGCUUACCUUCCUCCUUCAGCUCCAGCAAAACAGCAACCCCAAGUAGAAGAUCUCUCAGCUCUUGAUGCCCUGGCAGAUGAUUUUGUGGCUCCUGCACAAGCCAAAAAGGUCUCCUCCGGUCUUCCUCCAGCUGCUAAAAGCACUCCACUCCCCACUUACCAGAGCACUGAUAUGUCUUUUGAUGCUCUGGACGCUCUGGGAGACACACUGCCCACUGCACAACCAGUUCCUAAAUCUCCUGAAAUCAGACCUGAGGAUAUUGUUGAUGAGAAGAACCUAACAUCAAAGAAAGGUGUGUUUGUGGGUGAGAGAGAGGACACACUGCCUCCAGAUUACAGGUUCCCCAAAGAUGACCCGAAAAAGCACCCUGAACCCCCAAAACCACAGCCCUCCAUGGACCCGUCUGAGGCUCUGGAUAUUCUCUCAGGAGAUUUCACAACCCCAUCUGUGGCCUCUGCCGUUCAGGCCCCCGUUCCUCCCUCCGCACCUCCAGCAAAUAGCUCAGCAGACUUUGCUCUAGAGAAGCUUGCAGAUGAUUUCUUAGCCCCCACCAGCGCAUCGACUGUCAAAUCUGCUGCUCCGAUGCCUCCUAAAGCUAACACCCAGCUUCAAGACGAUACAUCAGCCAUGGACGCUCUCUCAGAUACGCUAACGGGCAUCGGUGCUGUACCUGAGCCAGUGCCAGUCACUCCUAAACAGGAAGUCAAGGAAAAGCUGGUGGUUGAGGAGAAGUUAAGGAAGGCCGGUGAAACAGAUGACACACUUCCUCCUGAAUAUCGACCCACAGAGGCAGAUAAGAAGGCUGCAGCAGAGAUGAAAUUACAAACUAAAGCAGGUGUUCCAGAUAAACAGACAUCUAUAGAUGAGUCAAAAGCUCUCGAGCUGCUUUCCAGUGACUUCUCUGAUCCCUCACCGGCUCCACCUGCAUCUCAAACACAAACCCCACCUGCAAAAACAUCCACCACUUCUAAGGUACCAGGCCCAGUGUUGGAUGAACUGGCAUCCACACUGCUCCCAAACCUCUCUGGAAAAAAAUCAACUGACAGCAAACCAAAGGGUAAAAGUGGAAAGUCAAAGUCUAAACCGAAGAAACCAGCAGUAGCCGAUGUGCCAGCUGUGAAAGACCUUCCUGGCAAACCGAGCACAGAUGUGGUGUCCUCGACCACCACACAGAAGGGUGGAAAGAGCUAGAUCUGCCACACCGAUUGCUGCCAAACUUCAUCUCCCUGCCACAUUGAGAGAUUCCAAACAAAGAAGCUGCUCUGACUUUGCAUAUUUUCUGUUUUGGCAGAAAGGUGUACAGACAUUUAUUUACACACAGAGGCUUUUCAUAUCGGGCCAUGAAUAUUAAUUGUAUGGUUUCUGUAGAAAUGCUGAUAUGGGAUCAGCCCAACCUGACAAAUAGAUCAUAUAGUAAGUGUUUAUAGUGAUAAAAAUCCCUCUUUUGGAGUUGUACCCUGAAUGUAAUGCUGAAUUCAAAUCCUUCUCGGUUGUAAGUAUUGUAAGUGUUAAUGUUGUUCAGGUGGUUUAGGCUGGUUUUAUUGUUUUCUAUUGUUACAGACAUGAAUGUUAUUUUGUCUGUAGAAGGGUGUCCAAAAACUCCUUACCUUAAACUUUUUGGCUGCCUUAAAAUUUUCAUAUUGGCAUCUGUCUUGGCACCUUUUUUGUGGUUGUGUUUCUGUGCACUGGUCUCGUAACUAAAUAUUUCUGAAAGGACUUGAAGGCAGCAUUAAAGUCUCAACAUCUGUAACAUCGGAUGAACAUAAGCUUUCCAAACAUGCCGUCUUGCAUUUUUUUUAAUCACAUUGACCGCUUGUUGCAAGCAGAUAAAAGACGUUUAUUAUGGUUUAUGGGAAGUCCAUUCUGUGCUGCGCUGACCCAGUUGGCUUCUCCAUUUAAAUACAUACGAUAUAACACAAGCAGACAUGUGCCUAACUAACUGCACGAUUUCUUUGAUUCGGGGUGUAAUUUCUAUAGGCUCGUUGGACUCACACGACAAGAAUGGCUAUUUUUAAACCCCAAGCACCUCCAAACACUAGUGUACAGCACUUCUUUUUUGGUUUACUUAGUCUAGUUUACAGUAGUUGUGAUAAAGGACGGGGAGUAAAUGUUGUGAGGUUUUGGUUUGGAUGAUUAGUUUUAUCCGUUUGAUUAUGUAGGUCUUUUAUGAUUGCAUAUAGUUAUUAUUAUAUUUUCUAAAGAUAUUUCUGCUGACGGGCUUUCCUAUGUACGUUGCUUUAAAAGGGCUAUCUAGAUUUUCCAAAGUGCAUUUACAAGAAGGGCUCUGCUUAAACCUGAACCAGCCCGGCUACAAGCAGGAGGCAUGUAGAAGUCAGCUGAACUUCCUUUCAGCAUCAGUAAAGCUGUCAUGUGGUUAGAACUUCUGACUUUCGCAGUACCACCUGACCCUGGUCUGUUCCUCAUGUUGAUCUCAGCUUGAGUAGGAUGUGGCUCACCAAGUAUAAAUCUUUUGUUUCAUUUUCAUCUACACUAACCCUCCUCGGUUAAACACCUGUGCUUCUGCACUGUGCCUAAUAUUCACAACCAAAAAACACGUUAUAUUAAAACCUAAACAUGCACCUUAAGUGCCAAAUGUCUUCCGAAUUACGUUUUAUUGUUCAAGCAGCCGCUGUGGCUAAGAUUCUUCGUCUUCCUGUCGUGGGGAUUUUAUUCUUAAUUCAGUGCCUUUCUUUUGAAGUGCAAUGCUCAUGUUUUAACCCUGGGACAGUGUUAUGGAGAACGGGAUGUUUCUGUUUAAAUAAAAAAGAAUGCAAAAAAGGGCUAA
Molecule: messenger RNA, 4239 nt
Organism: Trichomycterus rosablanca
Lineage: Eukaryota; Metazoa; Chordata; Actinopteri; Siluriformes; Trichomycteridae
Gene: cast
Product: calpastatin
Exons: 30
Coding region: 201-2645 (814 amino acids)
Cellular component (GO): cytoplasm
Molecular function (GO): calcium-dependent cysteine-type endopeptidase inhibitor activity
Source: RefSeq, a predicted model, not a curated record